Messenger RNA from Caenorhabditis elegans, 756 nucleotides. RefSeq names its product EF-hand domain-containing protein (gene cal-2). The coding region runs from base 21 to 536 and encodes 171 amino acids. The transcript is spliced from 3 exons. Lineage: Eukaryota; Metazoa; Nematoda; Chromadorea; Rhabditida; Rhabditidae. The record is from RefSeq and is marked reviewed. Gene Ontology annotation, molecular function: calcium ion binding.
CUCACACUCAUAUCUCAAAAAUGAGCAACGAUCCUCGCCGUGUGUCACUUUUCAAUCGUUGGGCUUCAAAGCAAACCAACGAGCCAGUCUCGGGCUUUGAUGGGCUAAACGAGGAGGAGAUUAUGGAGUACAAAGCAGCUUUCAGGCUUUUCGACAAGGAUGGAAAUGGCUCGAUAUCAUCAAAAGAACUAGGGGUUGCAAUGCGUUCUUUGGGCCAAAAUCCAACUGAGCAGGAGCUUCUUGAUAUGGUCAAUGAGGUAGAUAUCGAUGGAAGUGGAACAAUAGAUUUUGGAGAAUUUUGUCAAAUGAUGAAAAGAAUGAACAAAGAAAAUGACAGUGAGAUGAUUCGAGAAGCAUUUCGAGUUUUUGAUAGAGAUGGAAAUGGAUUCAUUACUGCUGAUGAGUUCCGUUAUUUUAUGACUCAUAUGGGUGAUCAAUUCAGUGACCAAGAAGUUGAUGAAAUUAUUGCAGAGAUCGAUAUUGAUGGUGACGGACAGAUCGAUUAUGAAGAAUUCGCCUCCACAUUCUCCGCUUAAAAUAUUAAAGAAUCCAAAAAUAACUAUUCAUGUACAGUCAAAACAUUUCUCAUCGGGUCGCGAUUUUACUUUUGAAUCAACAAUUCCACCGAAUCUCUCGCUUUGUCUGAAUGACUAUAUAUUUGUUUUCAUACUUUUAAAGAAGCUUAAUGCUCAAGCUUAUUGUAUCUACAGCUUUAGAUUUUUCAAUGAUUGCGACAUCAUAAAGUGAUUUUAGUAA